AUGACUUCAGGAAAAAGCCAAGACUUGUAUCUUGACAAAUCUCUUAGGAAUUGGGUGCUUUUUUCUAUUUUUAUUGUUAUGAUUUUGAUUGGGAUUUUAAAACAUUAUAUUACUAUUUUAUUGGCAGAAACUCCAAGAAAAAUGAAGUUGAAAGAGAUAAGAGAAUUAAAAGCAUUACAAAGAUCUGAAAUAUUACGAGUUCAUGCCAAUCAUAUUCCUUUUUCUGCUUUUUAUACUCGAAAGUUAUUUUUACUUAAAGCUUUUUCUAAUGGAGAAUACUUAAAAGACCCUGGUCUUAGAGAAACACGUCUUAUGAAUCCAAUUAUGGACCCAGGAAACAUGGAUCAAAUGAUGAGAAUGUUUAGAAGCAAUAUGGCCAAUAUAAUUCCACAGACAAUUAUUAUGGCAUGGAUUAAUUUUUUCUUUAGUGGAUUUAUACUAAUAAAACUUCCGUUUCCUCUUACAUUAAGAUUUAAAUCAAUGUUACAGUCGGGUGUUGCUACAAAUGACCUUGAUGUAUCAUGGGUUUCGUCUUUAUCAUGGUAUUUUCUUCUCUUUUUUGGGUUAAAGCCUGUUUAUAAUCUUAUAUUGGGUGAUGAAAAUUUUGGAGUGAACGAAAUGACAGAAAUGGAUAUGCUGAUGCCAAAUACGACUGAACUAAAUACUCUUACACAAGAUUUGCAACAAUCAUCUCCUAUUGCCAGUGGAACAGAUCUUAAUAAAUUAUUUUCGCUAGAAGUUGAAAAUUUAGAACUAAUUACGCAUGAAUGGGUGUUAGAAAAUAUUGAAGAUAGAAUACUUAAGCUAUAUAAAAAUGACUAA
This is a messenger RNA of Pneumocystis jirovecii RU7, 822 nucleotides long. RefSeq lists its product as uncharacterized. The coding region runs from base 1 to 822 and encodes 273 amino acids. Gene Ontology annotation, biological process: protein folding in endoplasmic reticulum. NCBI's taxonomy places the organism in Eukaryota, Fungi, Ascomycota, Pneumocystomycetes, Pneumocystales, Pneumocystaceae. The record is from RefSeq and is a predicted model, not a curated record. The transcript has 5 exons. Gene Ontology annotation, cellular component: membrane; EMC complex.